Halteromyces radiatus is the source of this 912-nucleotide messenger RNA. RefSeq lists its product as uncharacterized. The record is from RefSeq and is a predicted model, not a curated record. The transcript is spliced from 2 exons. Lineage: Eukaryota; Fungi; Mucoromycota; Mucoromycetes; Mucorales; Cunninghamellaceae. Bases 1 to 912 code for a protein of 303 amino acids.
AUGUCAAAUCCAUCUGUACCUAGUGGUCAUGAACCUUUAUUGGAAUAUCAAGAACCAGACAAGAACAUCAAAGUCCAUCAAGUUGAAGGUGCUGUUACGAAUCAUUAUGAUGAUGAUGAUGCUACGAGACUCGCUAAACAACAACAACAAAAGGCAACGAAUAAGGCUGCUGUUUUUCGACAAAUCCGGAUGUUUGCUAUGAUGAUCAUCAUUGACAUAGGAUUACCUCUUGCUUUAUACUUUAUAUUGGAGAUGUAUACUAGCCAAUUGAUAGCCUUGAUUGUGUCAGGCAUUCCUCCUUUACUCCAUGUUUUAGUUACCUUCAUCAUCAAACGACGAAUCGAAGUAUUGGGUUGUAUUUGUGUCUUUUCUUUUAUUCUCUCUGCCAUCUUGAGUUUGAUCAGUGGUGAUGCUCGUCUUGCUCUUCUUCGUGAUUCAUCAACCUCAGCAGUGAUUGGUACCGCGUUUUUAAUAACAUUGAUUCCUAUUCAUACGAAAUGGUUCACCAUCUAUCCAUUGACUUUCCUUAUCGCUCAACAAAUGUUGUCUGAACUCCCUCCCAAGACUUGGAUGGAUCAAUAUGGAGUGCGUCAUAGUCUUCCCGUUCCUGAAUUUUUUUGGACUUAUUACCGUGGUUUUCGUUUACACAGUCGUUUUUGCACUGCAAUGUGGGGAGUGGUACUUUUGACAGAAUUUACAAUUAAAGUGAUCAUGAUCGAAGCUACUAGUUUAUCUGUCGAUCAGAUCGUACUGUAUGGUACUAUUAUCAACGUCAGCAUCCUUGUCUCCUGCGCUACAUUUUCUGUCAUCAGCACAAUCUUUAUACGGAGAAAAUGUGCUACUUUUAUUACUGAAUGGUUGAAGGUAAAUGAUUAUACUAAUCAUCACACCGCCACCGAUGAAAAUGUAUAG